AUAAUUUCUUUGGGCAAACGACAAGACAGAGACGGGGAAGAGUCAAUUUUCUCAGCUUCCCCCCAACUCCACCACUGGCUUAAUGCAAAGAAGGAAGAGCGUUGCUUCUCAUCCAAACAACUCUCUCUCUCUCUCUCUCUCUCUGGUUCUGAUCUCAGUUUCGGUCCUCCUUUCCUUUAUCCUCACAUGUAUUUUCUAGGGCAGCAACCAAAUUGAGGACUUCAACUUGCACAAAUAGUUCAACUGUAACAUGGAUAAGAAUGCUACUGUUGAAGAGGCAGAGGGUUUGAUAAAUGGUCUUGAAUUGGUGAGAUCAGUUUCGGAUAAGCAUUCUGAUCUUUUGAGGCCAUCUGCUCGACAUUAUUCAGUAUCGAAAGGGCAAGCAGCAGAUGCUGCAGGGCGUGAAAAAGGCAAGUAUACUCUUUUUAAAGAUGUAGAGGACACUCAACUGGGCCUUUAUGAUAAGCCUCUUCCAUGCUUCGGGUGUGGGAUAGGAUGGUUUUCUUUUCUUUUAGGAUUUGUGUUCCCACUGAUGUGGUACUACGGCACAUUUCUGUAUUUUGGAAACCAUUACCGCAAGGAUCCUAGAGAAAGAGCUGGACUUGCUGCUUCUGCCAUUGCUGUCAGUAGUCACCUCUCUCUCUCUCUCUCUCUCUACUCUUCACAGAACCUUUUUUGCUCUACAAUUGAGCAUUCAACUGUAUUUUGGUAUCUCAGAAAAUUUGAGUAACAUCAUCAUCAGUGCAUCGCCUUCUGAUUCAAUCCUCAUUGUUGUUGCAGGCAAUGGCAUGCUCUCUUGUUUUGUUUGUAAUCAUGGUUGCUGUUCUUCUAUUCUAGCCUCCCCAUCAAAAAGGAGUGGAAUUGGAUGUGCGUGUCUGUAAAUUUUCAUUUAGUAAUUUUUGCGGCAAAAAAGCGAAGGAAAAUUGCCUCUACAGUGUUACAAAAAUCCUAGGUACCUGUUUAGUUGUAGGAAACAAUUUUAAUUUUUCAUUUCCAAUUUAUCAAAGAAUUACAAAUAAAUGUCACCUUAUUUUUGUCUUUACAUUUGCAUAUGAAGCUUGAAAACCUUCUUUUCCCUUAGUUCUACGUAUAAAUGUUAAAAACCUGAAAAAUAAGGUGACAUGUUUAUAAUUCUUGAAAUAAAAAUUAAAAAUUGUUUCCACAAAUGAACAGAGACCCCUACAUGUUUACAAUACAAAGCAUGUGUGAUUUAAGAAGUCAUUCUCCUCUGUUACCACUUGUUGGGCACUCAUGAACUUAUGGAUAUAUUAUAGAGAGAUUGUUUUUUUGAAGAA
This is a messenger RNA of Malania oleifera, 1295 nucleotides long. RefSeq lists its product as uncharacterized. The coding region runs from base 251 to 730 and encodes 159 amino acids. Lineage: Eukaryota; Viridiplantae; Streptophyta; Magnoliopsida; Santalales; Ximeniaceae. The transcript is spliced from 5 exons. The record is from RefSeq and is a predicted model, not a curated record.